This is a messenger RNA of Schistosoma curassoni, 263 nucleotides long. The record is from the annotation of a GenBank genome assembly. Lineage: Eukaryota; Metazoa; Platyhelminthes; Trematoda; Strigeidida; Schistosomatidae.
UCCUCAAAUCAUAUUGUAAUAUUAUUAUUAUUACUACUACUACCACCGCUAUUACUUCUACUAUUACUACUACUACUACUACUACUACUACAACUACUACUACUACUACUACUACUACUACUACUACUACUACUACUACUACUACUACUACUACUACUACAACUACUACUACUACUACUACUACUACUACUACUACUACUACUACAACUACUACUACUACUACUACCACUAAUACUGAUAAUAAUAAUAAUAAUUGUUUAUGA